Neodiprion virginianus is the source of this 4600-nucleotide messenger RNA. RefSeq lists its product as uncharacterized. The record is from RefSeq and is a predicted model, not a curated record. Gene Ontology annotation, molecular function: transmembrane transporter activity. NCBI's taxonomy places the organism in Eukaryota, Metazoa, Arthropoda, Insecta, Hymenoptera, Diprionidae. The transcript has 7 exons. Gene Ontology annotation, cellular component: membrane. The coding region runs from base 58 to 4176 and encodes 1372 amino acids. Gene Ontology annotation, biological process: transmembrane transport.
AUUUUCUGCGACGGGUAGAUAGCUCUUGUGUGAAAAGUCCAAAUUCAACCGGACAAAAUGGGAGACACUUCGAACAGAGGCAAAUACACCAAUCCCGAAGGCUCGGCUACGUGGGAGUACCUAUCGACCGUGGGAUGUGCCCUCCUUACAUUUUGUAUCGGUUGCAUAUGCGGUUGGAGUUCACCGAGCUUGGCCAUACUGAGGAAGCCCGAUUCGCCAAUCACCCUCAGUGACGAGGAUGCGUCUACUAUGUCAGCCUUAACUGCUAUAGGUCACAUGCUGGCGCCCGCAAUAAUCAUUCUGACGACUGACAGACUUGGCCGAAGAAUCAGCCUGCUGGCUUCUGGUCUCCCAAUGUUGAUCUGCUUCGGGCUCAUCAUAGUUGCCAAAGAUUCUUCGGUAAUCUUGUUGGGAAGAUUUUUCGGUGGUAUUUCCCUUGGCUUCGGGACGGCCGUUGUACCGAUGUAUCUCGGUGAAAUUGCGUCACCCAAGUUACGAGGGGCGAUAGGAAUCACCAUAAGCACAACGAUAUCCGGCGGGACACUGUUCAUGUCCAUUAUCGGGCCGUAUCUGUCAUUAAAAACUACGGCUUACGUGACAUUGAGCUUCGGUAUUGCCGCUUUGGGCGGCUUGUGGUUCGUUCCAGAGUCCCCGUACUUUCUUGUGAUGGUUGGUAAGAUGAAGCAAGCAGAGCGCACCCUGGAGAAGCUUCGCGGUAAGACGGAUGUCUCGGAAGAGAUGAACCUGAUCAAGAAAACCAUCGGUUUCGAGAAUAACGCUGGGAAGGGGUGGGAAAGAAGAAGAAAUAAGCCAAACCUAAAUGUAAUCAACGCCCUUAAGCAGCUCGUCACAGUGUCGAAAAAUUUGAAAGCACUCAUAAUUAACUUUCUAUUUAUAUUUGUAUCGCAUUUUGGUGGAUGUACGGCCAUAUUGGUAUACGGGCAGAUAAUAUUCGCGGACAUGAAAACUGCCAUCCCCGGUCACGUAUGCUAUAUCAUACUUGGUAUCCUCCAGUUCAUCAGCACCUUUCUGGCUGUGUUCAUCGUUGACAGAAUUGGUCGGAGGCCUCUCAUCUUUAUCUCGGGCAUAAUUAGUGGCACUUGCUUCCUUAUUGUCGGUGUCUACUUCUGGCUCAUGGAGUACGGUCACAUGGACGUUGUUUCGUACUCGAUGAUCCCUUUCUGCGCCUUGCUAGCUGGAAUGGGUACUUUGAGCAUUGGUAUACUGCCAGUAACGUUAGUCGUACAGUCCGAAACGCUCGACACCGAUAUCAAGGCAAUUGCAACCUCCUUGCUAGGUGUUGGCAGUGGAUUGCUGGCGGCCAUCACUUUAAAGUACUACCUCAUGAUUGCAACGGUCUGGAACUUCGGUCACUCGGUACCCUUCACUGUUUUUGCCUUAUGCAUCUGGUUCUCCACAGCAUUCAUACUAAAACUACUUCCUGAAACGAAAGGCCGAACCUUCCUCGAGAUCCAAACAAACCUGGCCGCCUGCGCCAUGUUAUUUUUUGCCAUUGGAUUUGUGCCAGGAUGGAAUGCACCGACCCUAAACAUGCUUCAGAAACCGGGCUCUCCAAUAACCAUCAAUGGUUCGGACGUAUCUAAUAUAUCAGCCGCAAUGGGUUUCGGUUACAUGUUUGCUCCUACACUCACCGUACUGAUCACUGACAAGCUUGGCAAGAAAAAGUCUCUUCUAAUUGCCAUCGCAGUAACGAGCACCAACUGGGGGUUGAUUGCAAUCGCUCAAACCGUUAAUAUUCUAAUCGUGGCGAGAUUCAUCAGUGGUUUCGCGAUGGGCAUGAUUCUGGGCAUCGCACCUAUGUACCUCGGGGAAGUAGCUUCAGUGAAAAUUCGCGGAGCAAUAGGAAUGGUCUGCAGUGUGACGAUGAACGCUGGCAUACUAUUCACCUUCGUUGUGGUACCGUACCUGUCCGUACGAAUGGUAGCUUAUAUAUCCCUGACUUUGAUCACCUUGGCCGCGAUGUGUAUCCUGUUCAUCCCCGAGUCCCCGUACUUUCUUGCAAUGGUUGGCAGGAUCGCGGAAGCCGAGGUCGUUCUGGAAAAGCUUCGCGGUAAAUCGGACGUGACAGAGGAACUGGAUCUGAUAAAGAAUACCGUCACCGAUAUGGACAAAGGUGCGAAGAAGCUGAAUAAGGGCAACGAGCCAAGGGCACCAAAGACAUUUGGCAUCUUCGAGCAAAUCAAGCAAAUCGUGACUGUACCUGGUAACCGAAAAGCAUUUUUUAUCAACUUCUUGGUUAUGACAUGGAUGGAGUUCGGUGGUUACAUCGUUAUCAUGAUAUUUUGCACGUUUCUAUUCGAUGCGAUGCACUCUAAGAUUUCCUCCUAUACGUCGACGAUCAUUCUCAGUGCGUGUCAACUCGUUUCCAAUGUCUUCACGGCCUUCGUGAUAGACAGAGUCGGGCGCAGGCCUCUGAUCGGUAUUUCAGGGGUUCUAAGCGGCGCUUGCCUCAUGAUCAUCACUGUGUACUAUUUCCUGAUGGAAUACACUGGAAUAGACUCCUCUCCGUAUUCAACUUUGGCCGUUUGCGCGAUGUACGUCAACAUAAUCGUGUUGAGCAUCGGUCUGGUACCACUGCAGACGAUCCUCAUGAGCGAGACAAUUGCUUCUGAAGUUAAAACGCUGGUGAGCAAUAUAAUCAUCUCGAUGGGCGGCCUACUCGGUUCCGCUGCGAUGAUGUUUUACAAACAGACUUCGGAAAUCUGGGGAUUAGGCAACUCUGUGCCUUUCUUUGUCUUUACCAUCACUACUUGGUUCAGCACGAUGGCCAUCAUGAUGUUGCUACCCGAAACGAAAGUUGCGACGUUGGCUUUCGUCUUUGGCCAAAUGAUGGGAUGGAAUGCGCCCAGCGUGGUGGAACUCAGGGCUCGAAAUUCGACAUUCCAAAUAACAGAUGAACAGGAAUCCACUUUGGGGGCAUCAAUGGCGAUAGGUCAAUCAAUAGCACCUCCAUUCGGCAUAUUCAUAUUCGGCAGUAUCGGCAGUAGAACUGGUAUACUGAUUUCUGCGAUUCCAAUAGCCGUAAGCUGGAUGGUGAUUCUACUGGCCAAAAAUAUUACGGUCUUAAUUGUGGCAAGGAUAAUAAGUGGAUUCGGGGUGGGUCUAUCGAUGUGCGUGAUUCCCAUGUACACCGGUGAAGUUUUAUCGAAACAUUUACGCGGCACGCAGGGCACCAUCACAAUAGUCAUGUACAACGUUGGGAUGCUCUUCAUUCUCGCAACCGGACCAUACUUUGGAAUUCAAAUCUCGGCAUUGAUCGGCCUUAUUUUGACUAUAGCCUUCUUCGUUAGUUUCUGGUUUGCCCCGGAGUCCCCGUACUUUCUCGUCAAAGUUGGCAAGAUUGAGGCAGCUGAAGCAGCCCUCGAAAAACUUCGCGGGAAAACGGACGUGACGGAUGAGAUUGCACUGAUCAAAGCCACGAUCGAGCAUAAGGGAAAGACUUUGCGAGAAACAAACGUACGUGAGAAAAGUGUUUCUUCGAAAAAAUUGAAUGCGUUUCGGCAACUUUUCACAAUUCGUGGGAAUAUCAAGGCGUUCGGUAUUUCGAUGACAUUGUCGAUAAUGGUGCACUUCUCUGGAAUUUCGGGGUUAACAAACUACUGUAACUAUAUUUUCACGGACAUGGGUUCUAAGAUGGAUGUGAAAAAUAGCGUUACAUUGUUUGGUGUUAUUCAAGUAAUCAGCGGCAUCGUAACUAUAGCCAUCGUCAAUAGGAUCGGGCGCAGGCCAAUACUCUUUAUCUCAGCCGCAAUAAGCUCAUUUUCUCUUCUUGUAAUCGCCGGUUACUUUUUUCUCUUGGAUCACAUGGGACUGGACAUGAAGCCAUACUAUAUAAUCCCGUUCGGCACUGUCUUCAUCUACGUGAUGGCUGUGAACGUCAGUGCCAUCACUGUUCCCGGGAUCAUAAUAUCCGAGAUAUUCGCCACUGACGUCAAAUCACUCGCCUCCUGCUUGUACUCCAUGUUAGGUGGAAUGAUGGCAUUUAUUUCUCUCAAAGCCUACAUGUUCAUUUAUAAGACUUUGGAUCUGGGUCAGUCAGUGCCAUUUUUCAUUUACGCGUUGAUGACAAUCAUCUGCUUAAUACCUCUCGUGCGUCUGCUUCCCGAAACGAAAGGCAAGACUUUCUUAGAAAUCCAAAAGAAACUGAACGCUUAAUUCACCCGAUGAAUGACAACAAAUAACAGUGGCCGAAGCAGGUUUCCUCGCUUUACAAUGUAUCAGCUGUACCUCGGAGUUCGUAAUUAUACUAAAUUCACGAUCGAUCUGAAAUAAUAUAUUCGUUCACGCUGGAAUGUAUGAUAUCCUAUGAUUGAAACGACAUCGAUGGGCAAUGUGAAUUAAUAUUUGAAACAGAACUACGCCAUUCCAUUCGUCAAAUUGUUAAUACAAGCAAUUGUGACCGGAGUGAAAAGAGGCCUAAUAACAGAUGAAAUUACACAUCAGUGCAAACUCAAUAUCUCAGGUCAAGGAAACAGCCCUGGAAGUUUAAGCAAAAUCCAUGAUCGAGAGACAUGUCACUCUCCUUGCGAGUUGACUUGGUUUUUACUUUCAAUAAACUUGAAGCCUAUUCGCCUCACUA